AAAAAAAAAAAGAAAAAAACUUGCCUAUAUAACUAACCCAUAUACGUAGACCUGACCACUACAAGGAGUAAAACCAAGAAGAGGGAGAAAGAACCCUUUGAGAUCGAAUCGCAUUGGCUGUUUUCCCAUCCACUCUACGAAAAAUGAGUGAUUACACAAAUGGAGAUGAAGCUUUUGAGCAAGAAGAAGCACCUCCAAGUAGACCUGCUCCCCGUCUGAAUGAGAGGAUUCUUUCCUCUUUGUCAAGGCGGUCUGUUGCUGCUCAUCCUUGGCAUGAUCUUGAGAUUGGGCCUGGCGCUCCACAAAUCGUCAACGUUGUUGUGGAGAUACCAAGAGGAAGUAAAGUGAAAUAUGAACUGGACAAGAGAACUGGUCUGAUUAAGGUUGAUCGUGUGUUAUAUUCAUCGGUUGUCUAUCCUCAUAACUAUGGUUUCAUUCCUCGUACAUUGUGUGAGGAUAAUGACCCAAUGGACGUCUUAGUUCUCAUGCAGGAACCAGUUGUUCCGGGUUGUUUUCUUCGUGCCAGGACCAUUGGACUGAUGCCCAUGAUUGAUCAGGGAGAAAAGGAUGACAAAAUCAUCGCAGUGUGUGCUGAUGAUCCAGAGUACCGCCACUACACCGACAUCACACAGCUUGCACCUCAUCGACUGGCUGAGAUCCGUCGUUUUUUUGAAGAUUAUAAGAAGAACGAGAACAAAGAGGUUGCAGUCAAUGAUUUUCUGCCUCCAACCACUGCUCAUGAAGCCAUCCAGUACUCCAUGGACCUUUAUGCUGAGUACAUCCUACGGACCUUGAGGAGAUAAACUGGAUGGAAAAUUCUCCUUAAUAAAGUACUCUGUUAUCUCUAAUCAUACUUGUGUCAAGGGAGAAGGGAGAGGUUGGAUCAGAUCUAAUCAUCGAAGAUUCUCCGUCGUCUGGUAGAGAAGGGAGACGGCCCUGGGAACUGGACUGUGACUCUUUCUAUUACAAGAUUUUGUACUUUGUUUCAAUAAUAAUUGCUAGUUUUUGCUUCAGACAAGAAUUUUACCAUUUGUAAGGAUAUGUUUGAAACAUCUUUAUCCUACAUUGUUCGAUUUAAAUUGAGAUAUGCAAUACUUAAGCAGAGCUUCUUCGUCAUCA
Rhododendron vialii is the source of this 1119-nucleotide messenger RNA. Its product is annotated as soluble inorganic pyrophosphatase 1-like. Gene Ontology annotation, molecular function: magnesium ion binding; inorganic diphosphate phosphatase activity. The coding region runs from base 144 to 803 and encodes 219 amino acids. Gene Ontology annotation, biological process: phosphate-containing compound metabolic process. Gene Ontology annotation, cellular component: cytoplasm. The transcript is spliced from 9 exons. The record is from RefSeq and is a predicted model, not a curated record. Lineage: Eukaryota; Viridiplantae; Streptophyta; Magnoliopsida; Ericales; Ericaceae.